Echinostoma caproni is the source of this 4083-nucleotide messenger RNA. Lineage: Eukaryota; Metazoa; Platyhelminthes; Trematoda; Plagiorchiida; Echinostomatidae. The record is from the annotation of a GenBank genome assembly.
AUGUCAACGUUCACAUUUAUCAACACACCAUCAAGCGGGCAGUCCCUGCAGCUUUCGGGUCAGGGCGGUCCCACGUUAAUCGAAGGUGUACAACCUCAUGGAGACGAAUCAACUUUUUAUCCGUUUCAAUCUCCACAGCAUGAUAAAACGGAAAGUCGCAGACAAAGUUACUCUUCGCAUAAAGUUACUGUCGGUAAUAAUGCAGUUCCUGUUGGUGCCCGACCCACAUACUCUCCAGCUACCAAUUCUUCCAUUCCCCCCAUACGGCACGAUUCACACCCGUAUUACAAGGCGGACGAAACCUUUCAUUCUGCCGCAUCCAACACAAACGCUAGCAUACAAAACCACAUACUGGAACCAGUUCGAGAUUAUGGCUAUUUGGAUGCGACUCAAUAUCCUUCCCAAACCUUCAGUGUUAUCAAUUCUGUGCCUGAACCACUUCUAACACAAACUGCUGUUGAAGUUAACAAACAAAUAUCCUACCCCCAAGUUCCUUGUUCACAGACGCUUCGCUUUUCUCAGUGCAGUCCACAAUGCGUUCCGGAACGUGCAGUAUCUAUUCCCAGUCUAAUACAGUGUACACAUUGCAGAGUCUUGCCAACAUUCCCUAAUGGGACAAAUGAUCAAUUUCAAGUAGUCCAUCAACAAGAACAGCAAAAACAGCAGGAAGCUUUCCCAGCAGGUCAUACAGUUUCUAACAUACGAUUGACUCGUAGUUUUUCUUGUGAUGCUGUACCUUCAAAAAAAUCACUUGUUGAGUUUACGGCCGAAGCAAAGUUAAAAUUACCGAAUAUGAACAAUGCCACUCAAUCCCAGGCAGCCGUAUUUCCUACAACAGCUUUUCUUUCCAUUCCCUCCAAAGCCAUCCCUAUCAAGAUGUUGGCAGAUCCCCGAUUCACCAGUAUCGCACCGUCUGAAGGGACGGAAGCGUUUGGUUUGUCCAGUCCAUUCAUCAAACAAUGCACGCCUGACUUUAGCUAUACAUAUUCUCCAUCUCGAGAGGUUGAGUUCCGAUCUACCGAGGAAAUUGUGUCACCGCGACUAGGUUUUCAGGACAAUCCGGUAGCAAACGUCAGGCCACAUUCAACGUGGCCAAGAAGAAUGAAUUAUACGGAAUACAUUACUCCGGUGCUGCAGUUAAAACACGACACACCGGUGAGUAUGGACCAGCAGACUGUUCCGGUUACAGUUUACCCAGAACUAAACCAAAUCUCCAACCUGUUUCAAACUUCUCCUAUGCGAAUAUCAAACAACUCUAUAAAUGGUCAAGAGUAUGUUAUGCAUGUACAACAAACACCGCCAGUGAUUAUGAUACCACAUAACAGUCCUUCUCAACAAUAUCCGACUUGUUUACCACAAGAUCCACAAAACAUAGGCCAGACAGGAUUCAACGAGCACAAACCCCCAAAAGUGCACAAGACCAUCCCGACAGAUUCGAUAGCUCAAACUAAAGCCAAUAAACGCGUUGACAAACGACGGAGAUCUAUACACGCCAAGUGCAAGCUGCGCCGUGCCGAAGCUCCGCAACGCCUGCUGGCGGUCGGCCAGGGUGUCGAAACCAGCAAUCAGGGCAUCAUUUGCGGCGGUCCACUCUAUCUACUUUGGGCCUCUUCACGCCGCCUGCGAUACCGCCCACCACCGACUCUUGAGAAGCGUUCGGAGGGCAAUCAACUUACCCCGGUUCCUCCCGGGUAUGAGCAAACAUCGUUCGAUGACACCAACACCUAUUCCGACGAGACUUCGGUAUUCUCCAUCGCUCCAUCCUCAUUUGAACUCAAAACGAAACGGAACAAGACAAAAACCACGGAGAUUGUGACAAUUGUGCCAGACGAACUGCAACGUUGGCGUACACGAGAUAUGCUGAUCAAUUUGUUGCAUAGUCUACAAUCACGAGUCGAUGGUUUGGGUUCCGGAGAGUUGAGUAACGCCAAGAAAAAGUUGAAAGACGCGGUAUUGCAUCAAGGUCUCUUGGAAUAUCAUCGCUUUUGGCCACGUCAUUCAAUGCAGCUAGAUAAUGAUGACCGAGCCAAUUUGAAUCUGGCUUUUCAGACAAUUGUAUCAGAUGACGUCGGGCAGCUGUUCGAUUUGGUCUUGGAUACACCACGCAUUGUACAUGCAAAGGAUUCCAGUGGAAGCACACUUUUGCAUCAUGCCACGCAUGUUGGGAGCUACGAAAUGGUGCGGAUUUUACUCUCACGUGGAGCAGAUCCGAACGAGGUGGACGGUGAUGGAAAUCGGGCUGUGCAUUUGGCCGUGCAAAGAAGUAAAAUGGAUAUUUUACAGCUCUUGCUUCAGCACGGUGCACAAAUUCUAUGUAAGAAUAAACAUGGAGUCCAACCGAUUCAUCUGGCCUGUGAAACAAAUUUCCUCGAGGGCCUCAAAUUGGAAUACGGUGCGGAUAUCUACCAAAAGGAUGAAUCGGGUAGCUACGCGAUGCAUGUGGCAGUUUUCCAAGUUUCGAUUGAAUGUGUUCAACUUCUAUUCGAAUACGAGAAAACACAGCACAGUCAACAUAUGAUGCUCAAUGCUUUGGUUCCAACCGAGUAUCUGUCUUUGAAAACCCCAAAUGAGAGAAAAAGUAGCAUUUUUGUCCGUUGGAUUCAUCCGGAAGACAAGAGCGCGAGUACGGAUGUCAACUCACGCAACUCGAUCCGGUCUAACGAUGUGUCCUCGACGAUCGAUAUGCAACGUUUGAUCAAUCUGGUCGAUGGAGAGGGUUUUGCCCCGAUUCACAUGGCCGUGAAUUCCGGAAAUCUCACACUAGUUGAGGAUGGAAGAACUGCGCUGCAUCAGGCCUCUCUGGGUAAUCAUCCGGACAUUAUCGAUUACCUGAUUGAACUGGGUGCUGAUCUAGACAGAGCAGACAAAGAAGGUCUUACCCCCCUGCUCUUGUCCGCCAUCAAAGGUGCGAUUCAGGCCUGUAUACGACUAAUACAAUUGGGAGCCGAUGUCAUGAAGGCCGAUAAGAAUGGACGAAAUCUGGUGAUGCUGCUUCUGUUUGGCGGUACCGGCACAGCUCGAGAUACUGUGCCCACUUUGAUGAAGACAGGGAAGCUCACGGAGAUGAUCAAUCACCAGGAUAACUGGGGAUGCUCGUUCAUGCAUAUCGCAGCUCGUCUUGGCCUAGUGGUAGCCAUUCAAAUUGGACUACGUUUCGGCGGGAACGUGUUGGCAACUGAUAUUGAACGAAGCAACGCACUUCACACCGCGGCACAAUUUGGUCGCUAUGAAAUUUGUCGCCUAAUAUUGGAAUCGAAAGACGGAACACGUGCACUAGGUAGAGGAGACCAAGAAGGCAGGCUACCUCUGGAUAUUGCAGCAAAGUACGGAUUUCAUCGAGUGGUAGAGUUGUUUUUGAGAAAAGGUUGUCUUAUUCGACGAUGCCACGAGGGUAACACGCCCCUACACUAUGCUGCAAUGGAAGGCAAUGCUGAAACGUGUUUAGCUUUACUGAGCACGCAUCCGAGCCUUUUGAAUGAGACCAAUUAUCGAGGGAUGACCGCAUUGCAUUUUGCUGCCUUGUUCAAGAAUGCCCAGGUGAUCGAUUAUCUUCUCACAUCUGGUGCAAGGAUAGUACCGGAUAGUCGGGGUAUCUAUUUCACCACACACCUAAUGAAAGCGGAUAAUUAUGUCGCAGCCAAAACAGUUACAGCUCACGCGAGAUGGCCUGAAAUAGUAGAAAUGUUACGCAACACUGAUCAGUGCCCGUUGGAAGGCCUCAUAAACAACAUGCCCACUUUGACCACUACUCAGUUCGAUUUCGUCAUUUUCCAACCAUCCAAGAGCGACAAAAGACACAAAGCAACUUCCGCAUUCUCUCUGAUGAGACUCAUGAUNAUAGACAAGCGACGCGAUGACUUGUUGGUACAUCCGCUUUGUACGGCCUAUCUGAAAAUGAAGUGGGAAACCUACGGACGUUGGGUACAACUGUUUGCGGCCUUCUAUUACGGAUGCCUAUGCUUCAUCAUUACCAGAUAUGCCCUGGUGCAAAUGCCACUGGCAGUGAACUACAACGACCCACAAAUUACAGACUGUAUGGAAAAGGUAGGUGUGUUCACUGUUUGUUUGUUUUUCCUUUUGUGA